This is a messenger RNA of Amblyraja radiata (thorny skate), 2469 nucleotides long. RefSeq names its product tigger transposable element-derived protein 1-like. Gene Ontology annotation, cellular component: nucleus. Gene Ontology annotation, molecular function: acid-amino acid ligase activity; DNA binding. The record is from RefSeq and is a predicted model, not a curated record. Gene Ontology annotation, biological process: biosynthetic process. The coding region runs from base 144 to 1841 and encodes 565 amino acids. Lineage: Eukaryota; Metazoa; Chordata; Chondrichthyes; Rajiformes; Rajidae. The transcript has 2 exons.
UGGUCAUCAAGAACUGGUACCUUCAAGUCUCUGAGAUACUCCUCAGUCACGCGAUCACGACUGUAAAUGCUGAUACUCUACAAUCUGUGUUGCCAGCAUUUUCUGGAUACAGUGUAUCGUGUUGUGUGUUAUUGCAUCCCAUCAUGUCUACAAACUGCCCAUCUGUGUCUACUGCUCCUGGUGUGAAGAAGAGAAUUUCACUUGAGAAGAAACUCAAGAUAAUUGGCCUGCAUGAAGGCGGCAAACCAGUAAUGGCCAUCGCACGUGAUUUAGGACGUCCGCACUCGACGAUCUCGAGCAUCAUUAAAAAUAAGAAGCGAAUCAGAGAUGCAGUGAAAUCAUCAGCAUCAGUUAAAUUUUCGCAAUCGAGGAUCUCGAGCAUCUUCAAGAAGAAGAAACGAAUCAGAGAUGCAGUGAAAUCAUCAGCAUCUGUUAAAUCCACGGUCAUCAGGAAGAAAAGAGCUAGGCCCAUUGAUGAUAUGGAGAUAUUACUUGUCACGUGGAUGAAAGGCCAGAUACAGAAAGACAAACUGCUCAGCUUAUCGACGAUCCAGGCUGUUGCAAAAAGUUUUUUCAAUCCGCUAAAAGAGAGUGCCGAUGAUCCUACAUAUCCGCAAGUGUUUACAGCAAGUCCUGGAUGGUUCCAACGGUUCAAAAUACGUCAUAAUUUUCAUAAUGUGAAGGUCAGCGGUGAGGCAGCAAGUGCUGAUACUGAAGGUGCCGCAGCUUUUAAGGAAGAGCUGCAUAGGAUAAUUGUGGAUGAGAAAUAUUUGCCAGAACAAAUAUUCAAUGUCGAUGAAACAUGCUUGUUCUGGAAGCGUCUGCCGGAGUUUACAGACAUUCAUCAAGAGUCCAAGACAAUACCAGGAUUCAAGACAUACAAAGACCGUGUAACGCUGCUUUUGGGUGGGAAUGUUGCAGGGUUCAAAUUAAAACCUUUACUAAUCUACCACUCGGAGAACCCUAGAGCAUUGAAGAAUGUGAGCAAGCAAACGCUUCCCGUUCAUUAUCGCCAUGACGAGAAUGCCUGGAUGACAUUAGCAUUGUUUGCUGACUGGUUUCGAUACUGUUUUAUACCGGAGGCAGGAGAAUAUUGUUGGGAAAACAACAUCCCAUUCAGAAUUCUUCUGAUCUUGGAUAAUGCUCCAGGACAUCCUCCAUUUAUUGGCGACAUGCAUCCCGAUGUAAAGGUUGUGUAUUUGCCACCGAGCAUAACCACACUCAUUCAACCAAUGGAGCAAGGUGUAAUAGCUACGUUCAAAGCCUACUAUUUAUGGCAAACGUUUGCGCAGGCUGUUGGAGCGACUGAAUCUGGCCGAACACUCCAAGACUUUUGGAACGGUUUUAACAUUCUAAAUGCUGUCCAGAACAUUGCUGCAGCGUGGGAAGAUGUCACACAGCAAUGCAUGAAGUGCGUUUGGAAGAAAGUUAUGAAGACACAUGUGGACGCAUUCGAAGAUUUUAACAAAGAUUCUGCUGUUGAUAACAUAGUAAGAAACAAGAUAUUGGUGCUUGGGAACCAGCUAGAAUUAGACAUUGAUGAAGAAGAUAUUCAUGAGCUUGUUGGCAUUGAGGCUGAAGAACUUUCCAAUGAGGAGCUGAUCGAACUGGAGGAAGAGAGAAGAAAAGAAGCUGAGGCAGUGGAAGAAGAAGUUAUACCCGAGGCACCAAAAACGUUCACAACAAAGACACUGGAGGAGGCGCUUGAUGCUAUCAGCAGUGGCGUACGGAUGUUGGAAGAAAUGGACGUCAAUUAUGAGAGAUUCGCAAAAACUGACAGGCAGAUACAGGAUGCUCUUGCCUGCUAUUGGGAAAUAUAUAAUGAUAGGAAUAGCGAAUAAAUAAAUUGCAUAGUCAAAACUUGAUAUCUUCCUGAAGAACACUAUGUUUGGUAGGUUAGGUGUAUUAAAUGCAUAUUUGACUAACAAUAUUUUCGAUUUACGAUGGGUUUACAAAGCCCGAUCAUAAGCUGAGGAUCACCUGUGCGUCUAACUAUAGUCAUUCCUCCUUCUCCCUGCUGCCAUCCAGCUAAAGAAAAAUAAACUACAGCGCACACAUCAGACUGAGGAGCAGCUUCUUUCUCUCUCCAUCAGGCUUCUGAAUGGUCCUUCCAUAAGCUGUAUCCAUUUUUAUAUUUAACGAAUGAAAUAGAUUUCAAGUUAUGUAUUACUCUGUUAUGGCGAAAUCCAGGUGUAUGUCUGAACGAGGUAACAAAGCCUGCAUUAAAACCACUCAAUUUCCAGCUAUGAUGCAACAAUGCUGGAUGCUUCAGACAAUAUAUUGCGUGACAAUGCUGAGAAUUAUAUACUGUACCCUGUCUCUUCCCCUUUAUUAGGCCAAUGGAACUUACGUUUGGCUUGAUUGUAUAGAUGAAUAGUAUUUUCUGAUUUAAUUGGAUUGCAUGCAAAAGAAAGCUUUUUCAAUGUACCUCGGGAAAAACAUAACAAGAAUAAAAUUAUACCUAUGCAA